This is a messenger RNA of Ostreobium quekettii, 543 nucleotides long. NCBI's taxonomy places the organism in Eukaryota, Viridiplantae, Chlorophyta, Ulvophyceae, Bryopsidales, Ostreobiaceae. The record is from the annotation of a GenBank genome assembly.
AUGCUGCCGACAGCGCUUCGGGGCCUCGCCACGCAGGGCCAGCCAGUCGCCCACGUCCUGAGGGCGUUCAGGGGAGGCGCCCGGUCGUCCAAUCUAGAAACGCGGCUCAGCCUCUUUGGCAGCCUCCGCUGGCUGGACUCCCUGUCAGCCAAGGCCCCGAGGUCGUGGAUUUGCGGAGAGCAGGGGCAGACACCUGGACGGCAAUCCUGCACUGCCAGGAAUGCCUCGUCUUCGAGCCUGCUGUGCAACACAAGCUCCUACCUCAGGAACGCCGCCAACGGCGCGGAGAUCUUCCUCAUCGGCACAGCGCACAUAUCGAAGAAGAGCGCUGAAGAGGUGAAAGAGACCAUCAACUUUGUUAAGCCAGACGUCGUGAUGGUGGAACUGUGCCAUGACAGAGCCAUUAGGCUAAGAUCGGGGCGGGCAUCGACGUUUGGAGACCUGCUUGCGAUACUAUUGAGACCCUUGACAGAAGGCGGGUUCGAUCCACAAAAGUUUGGAGCGUCUUUGUCAGAAUUGUUCCUUAAGAGCUUCUACAAGUAG